AGUGUAGUAUAAACAACUUUUAUUUGCACUAGGAAUCCAAAAAAUUCACGUGACUUGCUUUAUUGCGAUAUUAACUUUGUUAUGGUGAUCUGGAACAACCUGCAAUAUCUCUGAGGCAUGCCUGUAUUUGCUCAGGAGGCAUGAAGAGGGGGCAUGUCUUCUGGACACCAUGAUUACAAACUAGUGUGCAGCAUCAACCAUAAGGAGAGACGACAAACACAUCGCAAGGCUCUGGGUGCCAUUUUCCUGUUAACUUGUCCUCCGGCUGCACUGAGAUGGAAAAAAAAAAAAAAGGUGAGCAAGGACUGUAGAGUGAAAAGAGUUGAAAACAGAGUUUUCUCACCAUGAUUCAAAAAACCCCUGUCCUCACGCCUGCCUUCAUCUACUGCUGGAGCACUCUGGCGAGGGGUGAUGGAGCUGUGGACAGAUAUUAAGCUGGGCAUUUCUCAGCAUUGAUAUAUGAUAGGGGUAUGGUAAGGGGAAUCUGGGAGCCCUCCUCACUGUGUCCCCCAGGUGAGUCCUUGCCCUCGGGAAGAAGCCAUCAUGGAGCAGUGUGCAAGCGUGGAGAGAGAAGUGGACAAGGUCCUACAGAAGUUCCAGACCUAUGGGCAGCACUGCGAGCAGAGCCUGGAGGAGCUGCUGCACUACGUGGGCCAGCUGCGGGUUGAGCUGGCCAGUGCAGCCCUCCAGGGGACCCCUCUCUCAGCCACCCUUUCCUUGGUGAUAUCCCAGUGCUGCCAGAAGAUCAAAGAUACUGUGCAGAAACUGGCUUUGGACCACAAGGACAUUCACAGUAGUGUCUCCCGAGUGGGCAAAGCCAUUGACAGGAACUUUGACUCUGAGAUUUGCGGUGUAGUCUCCGAUGCGGUGUGGGACUCUUGGGAGAAGCAGCAGCAUAUCCUACAGAUGGCCAUUGUGGAGCAUCUGUACCAGAGGGGCAUGCUCAGUGUGGCCGAGGAGCUGUGCCAGGAAUCUACCCUGAAUGUGGACUUGGAUUUCAAGCAGCCCUUCCUGGAGUUGAAUCAAAUCCUGGAAGCUCUGCACAAACAUGACCUGGGCCCUGCAUUGGAAUGGGCCAUCUCCCACAGGCAGCGUCUGCUUGAGCUCAACAGCUCCUUGGAGUUCAAGCUGCACCGACUGCACUUUAUUCACCUUCUGGCUGGUGGCCUCAACAAGCAGCUGGAGGCCCUCAGCUAUGCCAGGCACUUCCAGCCCUUUGCUCAGCUGCACCAGCGGGAGAUCCAGGUGAUGAUGGGCAGUCUGGUGUACCUGCGGCUAGGCUUGGAGAAGUCGCCCUACUGCCACCUCCUGGACAACAGCCACUGGGCCGAGAUCUGUGAGACCUUUACCCGCGAUGCUUGUUCCCUGCUGGGGCUUUCUGUGGAGUCGCCCCUCAGUGUCAGCUUUGCCUCUGGCUGUGUGGCGCUGCCCGUGCUGAUGAACAUCAAAGCUGUGAUUGAGCAGAGGCAGUGCACAGGGGUCUGGAGUCACAAGGAUGAGUUACCGAUUGAGAUCGAACUAGGCAUGAAGUGCUGGUACCACUCGGUGUUUGCCUGCCCCAUCCUUCGCCAGCAGACGUCAGAUUCCAACCCUCCCAUCAAGCUCAUUUGUGGUCAUGUUAUCUCCCGAGAUGCACUCAAUAAGCUCAUUAAUGGAGGAAAGCUGAAGUGUCCCUACUGUCCCAUGGAGCAGAACCCAGCAGAUGGGAAACGCAUCAUAUUCUGACUGCUCCCUGGAAGGAUCUUUGUUUAAAGAAGUUUUUGACCCAUGAGCCUUGCUGUCUCACAGGGGGUGGUUGGAUUCAGUGCAUUGCAGUUCAUUUCAGAGCAACUGCCUGAGUGCCACCACAGCAGGGACCAAGGAGGAAGAUGAACCAACCUGCACUGGGCAGCUGGCUCCUUGACUGUAAGGGUGGGGAGAUGCUGACCUCUGUGUUCCUGCUGUCUCCCUUUGUAUUUGCCAUUGACUUGGUAGCAACUGACAGAGGAACAGGACUUGGGUGGUGGCAGUAAGUCUUCCAUCCCUGCCCUCAGCCAGGUCUUACUGCCACAUCAAAGCCCUGUCCACUCCUCCAGGUGUACAGCCUCACAACUGUAUGUAACCCACUGUAAAUACUCUGGGUAAGAACUGAAUGCCAUUGUUUUAGCAAAUACAUUCACAGGCCUGCCUUUAGCUUCACCAACAAAGAAUUACAUGUCUACUACACACAGGUACUAGCAUGGUCUGGCUGUUGCUGCUGGUGGAACCAUGGCAGCCACAGUGCUGUCAGGAAGAACCCAAUCCCAUCUCUGAUUGGUGAAAAAUCUGGGAGAUGUCAGUCCUUGGGGACUGUGGCUUUACAAAUCCACACAUAAAACCUCAUUACCUCCAUGUCAGAACCCAUGCAGGGUGAUUUGGGAAGAUGAAAUGACUUGUACAACAGGGCUCAUAGCUUGUCAAGAGCUUGGCAUUUAAACCAGAUGAAGCCCAAGCUCUUCCCAGUUUAUUUCAGGGCACCUGAAGCCUGGGUGCUAUGUGUACUGGGUCCUAUGCUGGGCCUUGAGAGCAGGAAGGUAUCUUAAGUCUAAAAUGUUUGAAGGGACUGGGUUACCAGGACCAUUAUGCCAAGCAGGAGAGAUGGCCUGGGGUUUUGUAUUUAGCUUCAUAUUCCUAUUUAAAAUGUCCUGUGUGGC
Molecule: messenger RNA, 2672 nt
Organism: Molossus molossus (Pallas's mastiff bat)
Lineage: Eukaryota; Metazoa; Chordata; Mammalia; Chiroptera; Molossidae
Gene: RMND5B
Product: required for meiotic nuclear division 5 homolog B
Exons: 10
Coding region: 544-1725 (393 amino acids)
Biological process (GO): proteasome-mediated ubiquitin-dependent protein catabolic process
Cellular component (GO): cytoplasm; GID complex; nucleus
Molecular function (GO): ubiquitin protein ligase activity; protein binding
Source: RefSeq, a predicted model, not a curated record